AUGGCACCUCCCACAGGAUCCCUCCCCUCCCCCUUCGGAGCCCCGUCAGUCAACAUAACCACCCACAACGAGUCCGGGACAGCAAUUCUCCACAGCUCCCGCAAAGCCAGAGCAAUCGAAUACCCGACCCUCGGCGGCGUAAUCCACAACCUCUACUCCACCGACCGCUUCCCCGCGGACUUGACCAACGAAGUAGACAUUGCACGCUCCGAAGAGUUCCUAGCCGCCUCCCAAACAAACCUCGUGCAGCCCCACGGAACCGUCUGCCGCCUCGUCGACUUGGCGCCUCACAACGCACGCAUGAUGCACCAGACGAAGAGUCUCGACUAUGGGAUCGUGCUCAAGGGGAAAGUGUUCUUAGAUUUGGAUGAUGGGACGUCGACGUUAUUGGAGGAGGGCGAUAUCGCGGUGCAGAGGGCGACGUUGCAUUCGUGGAGGAACGCGAGUGAGACUGAGUGGUGUCGGAUUGUGUUUGUGCUGCAGGAUAUUCAGGCUUUGGAGGUUGGGGGGAAGGCUGUGGGGGAGAGUUUGGGGGAGGGUGAGGGGCAUUUUCAGGGGAGUGGGAAUCCUUGA
Messenger RNA from Zasmidium cellare ATCC 36951, 573 nucleotides. RefSeq lists its product as uncharacterized. The coding region runs from base 1 to 573 and encodes 190 amino acids. The record is from RefSeq and is a predicted model, not a curated record. Lineage: Eukaryota; Fungi; Ascomycota; Dothideomycetes; Mycosphaerellales; Mycosphaerellaceae. The transcript has a single exon.